AUGGUCGCUCACUCUAAAGUUGCUGUUAUUGGUGCCGGUGCCGUUGGUGCCUCCAUCUCCUAUGCUUUAAUGUUGAAAGACGUUGCUUCCGAAGUCUUGUUGGUGGAUGUCGUUCCCGACAUUGUAAAGGGUCAAACGCUUGAUUUGAGUGACGCCGCUUGCGUCUCUUCCACACGUCCACGAGUGGCUACACCCAAAGAAGCCGGCCAAGCCGAUAUUAUUGUCAUCACGGCUGGUGCUAACCAGAAAGAAGGCGAAUCUCGCGUUCAAUUAGUCGAUCGUAACUACAAGAUUCUUCAGUCGGUCAUUGGCGGUAUGCAACCUAUUCGCAAAGAUGCGAUCAUCAUCCUUGUCGCCAACCCCGUCGAUGUCUUGACCCAUAUUGCUCAAAAACUCUCGGGUCUUCCUCAACGCCAAGUGUUUGGCUCGGGCACAUAUCUUGACUCGACUCGUCUUCGUAGCAUGCUGGCUGAUACGCUUAAUGUAAACGCAACCUCUGUUCACGCUUACGUGUUGGGUGAACACGGUGACUCUCAGUUCAUUGCAUGGAAUGCGGCUUCGGUCGCUGGUAAACCUCUAUUGUCGUUCCCUGAGGUGCAACAGAUGGAUAAGGAAGCCGCUCGCAAGACGAUCGCUGGCAAAGCUUAUGAGAUCAUCAAGUUGAAGGGUGCCACUUACUAUGGUAUUGGUGCUUGUGUGGCUGAUUUAUGUGAAUCGGUGCUCUUCAACAAGAUGCAAGUGCGUCCUCUUUCGGUAUUUGUUCCCAAUUUGGGUGCCGUUCUCUCCAUGCCAGCCAAGUUUGGUGGCAACGGUAUCGAAGAAAUUUAUGAAAUCCCCUUGACCAAGGAAGAACAAGAUCGACUUCAAGCUUCGGCCACGACCAUGAAGGACAUUAUGGCCAAAUACUAA
Radiomyces spectabilis is the source of this 909-nucleotide messenger RNA. Its product is annotated as lactate dehydrogenase B. The transcript is spliced from 3 exons. The coding region runs from base 1 to 909 and encodes 302 amino acids. Gene Ontology annotation, cellular component: cytoplasm. NCBI's taxonomy places the organism in Eukaryota, Fungi, Mucoromycota, Mucoromycetes, Mucorales, Radiomycetaceae. Gene Ontology annotation, molecular function: L-lactate dehydrogenase (NAD+) activity. Gene Ontology annotation, biological process: carboxylic acid metabolic process. The record is from RefSeq and is a predicted model, not a curated record.